GCUGCCGAUCCCGAGCCGCGCCCGGCGCCGCCGCCAUGGUCUCCUGGAUCAUCUCCCGCCUCGUGGUGCUCAUCUUCGGCACCCUCUACCCCGCGUACUCGUCCUACAAGGCCGUGAAGACGAAAAAUGUGAAGGAAUAUGUGAAGUGGAUGAUGUACUGGAUUGUGUUUGCCUUUUUCACCACUGCAGAAACACUCACAGACAUUGUUCUUUCUUGGGCUGAGAGAUGCCCUGUUUAUGGAGUUUUCAUGGCUAUGGAUGAAAGACUAAAUGAGACUCGAAGAAGGUUUCCCUUUUAUUUCGAGCUGAAAAUCGCAUUUGUGAUUUGGCUGCUCUCCCCUUACACCAAGGGCUCCAGUGUCCUCUACAGGAAGUUUGUGCACCCAACGCUCUCCAAUAAGGAGAAGGAAAUCGAUGAAUACAUUACUCAGGCUUGUGACAAGAGCUAUGAAACCAUGAUGCGAGUUGGCAAGAGAGGGUUAAACCUUGCUGCCAAUGCAGCAGUUACAGCAGCUGCAAAGGGCCAGGGAGUUUUGUCUGAGAAGCUUCGAAGUUUCAGCAUGCAGGACCUCACUCUGAUCCGGGACGAGGACACCGUGCACAUGCGGAGCCGCGACCCACAGCUGCACUCCUCUGGUGGGAGUCUGCUGGAAACCAUCGAGGACUCAGCUUCCUGUUACUCCUCAGGAGAGGAGAGCAGUGUGACACACAGGUCUAAUGGAACCCCAUCAGAUCCCAGAACAGACCCAUCAGAUGAAGAUGCAGGAGACAAACUUCCUAAACGUACCCAGAGUCUCAAAGCUCCUAAAAAGGUGACGAAAACUGAGCUUCCAGUAAGGAGUGCAAAAGCCCGACCCAAGAAGAAAGCUGCUGGCUCUCUUGCCUCUGGCGAGUCAUCCUAAGGCGACCUCCCCCUCCCCAGCACCUGUCUCUGUCCCGGGAUUUUCGCUUUUGAGGGGAAACUCUCCAAAGGAAGGGAGCUGAGAUUCUUGUACAUAACAGAUACUGCUUUGUAGAGCUCAUUCCAAGGCAAGGGGGAGGCUGGGAUUCAGAAAACGGAGUAGAGGAUACACAUCCUCAGGAAUUUUCUCCUUUUCAUCCCUCUGUUGGAGGGAAUGCUGAUAUGUCUGUACAUAGCCAGUUGCUUUGGAAUUCCCACUGUAUAACCCUAGUUGAGAAUCUUUGCUGGAAGAACUGACUAGGGUUAGAGACAUCCAUUGCACAGAAACUGGAAAAAUACUAGACACUGGAGUUCCACAGGGGUGGGUGGCUCCCAAAAAUGUCUUAUCUUGCUCUGGGUAUCCUUCUGCAGCUGUGUGUUGUUAAGAAGUGCCCACCAUGAGUCAUAUUCCUUAAGAAUGGACCAUACCUGACAUGUCCAUCCCCUCUGAGAAGCUGACUGAAAUGAUGUAUUCUGGGUGCUUUUGAACACAAAGGACUAGCUCAUGGGAGGAAUAUGCUAGAUUCCCGUUACUCGUACUGGAAGAUGAAGAGAUUGGGUUUUAUUUUAUUUUUUUCUGGAAGGCGAAGGGAAAUAAUUGAAAAACUGAGUAAUGAAGAAAAUGUGCUGUUACCACGCACAUUAUAUGAUGGAGUCGGUGCAGGUAUCUGUAAGAGUUAACUGUUGAGAAGGAAAGUUUGGCAUCUGUAAGAUUUUUGGCUCUUUUUGAAGCUGCUUAAAUUUUAUUUCGGGUUCUGGUGCCCACUUUGACUCCUGUGGGAGCAUCAGAAUGAGGCAAGUCCCAUGCAGUUCCGUGGCAAGGGUACUUGCUUUGCCAUUUAGAGGUUGAACUCCAUGGCAUCCUGAUUUUGUUACUGCAGACAAGUUCUUUUAUUCUAGCAGAUGACUGGGGAAAGUCUGUCUCAAAAUAGUCUGUGGGCAUACUUGAGAAUUUCAGAAGCCCUUACCUCUCUCAGCUGUAGGAGAUUCAAUCCUCAGGGCAUGAGAACUGAUAAACAGUUGAUGGAUGAAUUUUGCUAACUCCAGGAUUUCAUUUAUGGGGGAUAAAAAGCAGGGAGUAGGGCACAAUGCUGCGAUUAAUCAGUCCUCUUGCUUGAUCCUACUGCAGCCCUUGCACACGUUUUCUGUCAGACCACGUGCCAUGUUUAUCAAAUGUCCUGAGACCUGAGCAAUAUGUAACACUUGGGACAGAAAACUACACUGAAUGUAGAAUAUGUAUUGUGGGAGUGAAAUUGCAGUGCUGCAGAGAAAAUUCACAUCAUGCCAAGCCAUACUAAUCCCUCGAACAUUGUUGAGGGGAGAUCCCCUGCACACUUGCCAACUGAGUCAGUCGGAAUUUAUGAGAUGAGUCGGGUUUCUGUUGCUGAGAUCGGUAAUUACAGAUAUGGUUGUCUGAAUGAAUGCUUGACGGUCUUAAUUUUUACUGAAACUAGUUAUCCAAGGAACCUGUCUCCUAAUUCCCCACUGAAGACCAUUCCCAGCUCUAGGUGCAGGUGUUUGUCUGCCCACAUCUCUUGCUGUCCCUUUUCUGAAAUUACAGUGAAUUCACAGAGCCCAGUGUUUUGCUGUUGACAAGGUGUAGAAGCACUUCUGCAACUGAAGUUCCACAAGUAUUUCUGUCCUAGAGAAUAACCCUUCAAAAGUUUACAAAGUUGAAGAUUAGGACUGAAUUUUUUUUCUUGUUUCCCAUUGUCUUGGUGGCAAAUUGUUUGCUGUUGAAUUGACCAGUAAUUUUAGGAAACCAAUGAAGUCAUUAUUACUUUUAUUUAUAGCUUUUAAAAGUUGAGAUUUUGACAGACCAUGUCAGAAACUUGCAUCUUGUCAGAAAUAUUUGUCCCAAGUUAUCCACAAGGCCUUAUCCAGAAGCCAGUAGAAAAUCUUUGAUUUGGCUUUGAGUUU
This is a messenger RNA of Empidonax traillii (willow flycatcher), 2860 nucleotides long. It is a transcript of the gene REEP2, whose product is annotated as receptor accessory protein 2. Gene Ontology annotation, cellular component: endoplasmic reticulum tubular network; endoplasmic reticulum membrane; cytoplasmic microtubule. Gene Ontology annotation, biological process: endoplasmic reticulum tubular network organization. The record is from RefSeq and is a predicted model, not a curated record. The transcript is spliced from 9 exons. The coding region runs from base 36 to 902 and encodes 288 amino acids. NCBI's taxonomy places the organism in Eukaryota, Metazoa, Chordata, Aves, Passeriformes, Tyrannidae. Gene Ontology annotation, molecular function: taste receptor binding; microtubule binding.